CUAACUUUUCCUCUUCGCGUUUGGGGAGCUGCAGUGGUGACUGCUUUGUGUGGGGACGCUUUAUCAGAGUGUGCCGCUCGUGCGGUGGUUCGUUUGAAGUGUGAGCCCUGAGGCACACAAGUAAAAGUCUGGGAAUAAGAUUUAACUGUUGGUUUAGGACCAGCAGAGGGAGCACCGCGUUAUUUGUUUUUUUUAAAAGGAAAAACAUCAUGUUAUGCAAAAUUCGUGGGGAUUUACAUACAGCCCACACAUGUACACUCUGGCUGAAAGCUUUGAAGACUGAGAAUGGGCUCGGGCAUUCAUGUCCAAAACGUGUGAAUGUUUGUCAGUUUUAGUUCGCUGUAGUAACUGUUCUUUCUAAACAUUCUCUCUAAAGCCAUAAUGUCUCGAGAGACUGGAAGCGAAGCGCAGCCGUCUCAAAGUGCCCAGCCGUCACAGGGUGGUACCGGUUCCUCUUCCAGUGGGUCACAGAGUACUAGUCAGUCUUCCUCAAGUUCUGGAACCCUCAGUUCUUUGGACACUGUUCCCACUCAGGAGCUUCCGUCAAUCCCUGAGGACCAGGAAUCUGAAGAGCUUGUUCCUCAGCCUUGGGGUCGACUCUUUGCACUUGGAAAAGGUUUCAGCAAUUGUGACUGUGUGAAUGAUGAAUACUGGUUUGGAAGAGACAAAAGCUGUGAUUAUAGUUUUUCUAAGCUACGAUUGUCCGAGACUGGCUUCUACCAAAACUAUAGCAAGAAGCAUUUCCGAAUUUUCAGGGAAAUGGGUCCCAAAAAUUCCUAUGUUGCCUACAUUGAAGACCACAGUGCAAAUGGAACUUUUGUUAAUAGAGAGCUCAUUGGAAAAGGGAAGAAGCUUCCACUGACUCACAACUCUGAAAUUGCACUGUCUGUACAGACUAAUAAGGUGUUUGUAUUUUCUGAUCUGACGGUGGAUGAUCAGUUGGUGUUUCCUAGAGAAUUCAGAGAGAGAUAUAUCAUGUCAAAGACUUUGGGAAGCGGUGCCUGCGGAGAAGUCAAACUGGCGUUUGAGAAGAGCACUUGUAACAAAGUCGCGGUAAAGAUAAUCAAUAAACGGAAGUUUAUGGCAAGUGCCAUUAGAGAGGCUAACCCAGCUUUUAAUAUCAAUACAGAAAUUGAAAUUUUGAAGAAAAUAGAUCAUCCUUGCUUAAUCAAGAUCAAAAACUUCUUUGAAGCGGAGGAUUACUACAUUGUUUUGGAACUGAUGGAAGGGGGAGAAUUGUAUGACAGAGUGUCAAGGCCAGUCAAGAUGAAAGAAGCUACCUGCAAGUUGUAUUUUUAUCAGAUGCUGCUGGCUGUAAAGUACCUUCAUGACAAUGGAAUUAUACACCGAGAUCUAAAGCCAGAGAAUGUGCUGCUGUCAUCUUCUGAAGAGAAAUGUCUUAUAAAGAUUACAGAUUUUGGACAAUCCAAGAUUCUUGGAGAAACUUCUCUUAUGAAAACAUUAUGUGGUACUCCCACGUAUCUUGCUCCUGAGGUUCUAAAUUCACUUGGGACUGCUGGAUACAGCCGUGCUGUGGACUGCUGGAGUUUAGGAGUUAUUCUUUUUGUAUGCUUGUGUGGUUAUCCACCAUUUAAUGAGCAAAAUACUCAACUAUCUCUGAAAGAUCAAAUCACUCGUGGAGAAUACACGUUCAUUCCCAAGGAAUGGAAGCAUGUAUCGGACACAGCUCUGGAUCUUGUGAAGAAGCUGUUAGUAGUGGAUCCAAGCAAACGUCUUUCAACAGAGGAAGCCUUAGAGCAUCCCUGGCUGCAGGAUACUGAUAUUAAGCCACUCCUCUCCAUAUUCUGGUCCUGCUUCAACACCCUUUGUAUGCCUCCAUGACCUGCUCUGAAUUUAGUGGAAAAUCCUGGAUCUCCAGAAUUUUUUCUCAGAAAAUAGAACGCAGUCUGCAUCUGUAGCUAGUCUGUGCUUUCAGAUUUUUAGUCCCUGCGGAGAGGACUUCAAAAAAAGCAUGGAGUAUUCUGCCGACUACCUUCUUUCAAAUCAACCAGCAGCUUUUGCAUCCUUUCUGAGACACCUCUUCUCAGAAUUCUUCAGCAUCUGAGAAUCAAGAUGUGGUUUUUAGAGACCAAGUCUGAUUGUGGUUCUGAUAGGAUGGACCUCCUCCUUUGAGCAUUGUAAGAGUCCCACUUCCUCAUCUUGUUUUUGUGGGCAGGCACUGCAGAAUCCUGCAGACUUUGUUCCUGGCAAGUGUCCAGGAUGACUAUGUUCUUACUAUGAUGAGUAUGAGUAAAUGUCACUGGUUUGGGAACCCUCAGAGUAGGAGGUGAUGGUUUCCCUGCCCGCUGUUACAGUCUAGUUAGGUUUGUGAGAGGUAGCCUUUAGGUGGUCUUUUAUUAAUUUUGGCACUCCAGAGGUGGUCACUGGGCCUGUGAGCUUUCCUGGGUAUUUUUGUUUGAGGAGGCUGAAGAAAGACACCCAGCCUACCUCUGAGCAUGAUUUAGUAUGUUCUGUUUACCCAUGCCCAGCAUAAUGAUAUUCAUAUGCUCCCACUGGGAACAGCAUUUGGUUUCAGAUGCUUAGGUAAAGAGCAUAAGAGACAGGGUGGAAGCCAGGGAGUAUCACUCAGUGCUCAACAGCUGGCAGCCUUCUGAGACAGCAAAUGCAUUUGGAUGACUGUUUUUAAGUCAUUAACUCAUCCUAAUUAUACUGCUGGGCAUCAGAAAAUUCUUCCUAAAAAAAAAAAACUUCUUCCAGGCAUGCCUGGCCUUUACUACUGUAGUUUUGUGUGUAACUUCUGAAGUGGGUUAAUCAGAUGUAGAUUCUUAUGUUUAGAUUAUAAUUCUGAGCAGGAAAUGCUAUUGGUAAACCAUACUACACUGAUUUUAAGAAUCACUGGUAUGCAUAAUGGGAAAGGGGGAAUACAUGAGAGUGAUUUAGACAAGCUAAGAAUUUGAGAUAUUUCAGUCUGUAAACUCAAGCUGCUAGCAUCGUGAUCAUAUAUUCCCUUUAGGGACACCUCUUACUGUUACGUUUAAUUUUGAAGACAGGAUAAAAAGUUGCAGAAAACAUCAUAUCCAGAUGUCACCUAGCAUUCAGGUGCCAUUCUUUAAAAUGUUUCCCUUCGUGGGCUGUUACUAUGAACGUCAGUUGUUUAUAGGUGAUGUGCACCGCCUGCUUGGAAGGCCAACAUCCAGUGUGUUCAGUUCUAGAUACCACACACGUUGAAUACUACCACCAAAAGAGCUCCUUGAGUUGUUACUCUGAGUAGUGAGGAGGAGUUACUGGCUCCCCACUCCCUCUUGUGUUGUCUAUAAGUAUUGUCUUCAAACGUUAACAUGGAAAAAACACAACCGGCGCACACUUUAUGUGCACAGCUAAUGCCUGUCAUUCCUCUCUAAUGAUUUUGGGUCCACUAGGGAAUUUUUCAGAUAUUAAAAGCAAGCAGGUGGUCCUAACAAAACUUAAUUUCUACAGCUAUAUUUAAAUGGGUGGUGCUUUCAAAUUAGUGUUUUAAAUACCUGUGCUGUUUACUCCAUUAUUUGCUUAAAUAUGAAACUUGAAAACUUAAUGGGCUGCUUAAACCUAAGUACUACCCAGGGAGGUCUUACCUGUAUUUACCAGGUACUUAAUAAAACAUUUUCAAAGGCAUAUAGACAAUAAAUUGCUGUUUCUACCUCUGAAAACUUCACAGGGAUCUUUUGAAUGGGACAAGAUUGGUUUGGUUGCAUGCUGAGGAAAAAACUCAGGUGUUUGUUAUAUAAAUGGAAAAAUAUUUAACUUAUCUUUACCCAUCAACUCAAAUGUAGCCACAGUCAAAACAGGUGACACUGGAAAAGACAGACAGGUCCCAAAUCUGUAUAAAAUAAACUGGAUGUUCACAUCAAAGCCUUUUUGUAGUGCUUGAGAACAUAUUUAAACCAAAAAAGGAGGUACUGCAAUACUCCAUGGCUUAGAAAAAGAAUCCCCUCCCCUGCCUUCACCCAAAAACCCAGUUAAAACAUCUGAAAUCCUUAGGAGCUCAAUGAUCCUUAUUUCUAAUUGCCUCUAGCAGUAAAUGUCCCGUUCACUUAUCUUUGAGUUUCCCAAUCUUUGCUGUGAUAAUGGAACAAAAUCAUAGAACCUGUUGGCUUCAGUGAGUUGUUGAGAAUAAAUGUCUGGUUUUGGUUCUAGAUCAGUUGUUCAGCUGGUAAACACAGUCACUGUUCAAAGCUCAGCCAAAGGAAGUGAUUUGUAUUAAAUCACUAUGAGCAGCAUACUUAAUUUGGUACUGGGAAAUGUUUAAAGGCCCGAUUUCAGGUUUGGAAGCAUGAAUUUAGGGUUUGCAGGUAAUCCAUAGCAACCCAUUCUAAUAAAAUUCCUGCAGGGGAAAUUGCUGAAACUAGAGAAUGAGAUUUUCUUUUUAAAACAGGGAGUAUACUAUGACAACUAAACAUCUUGUUCGCACUGGUGUCCCAUUCUCUCAGGCUGCCCAGCAUAUACCAAGAGCACCCUGGUCACUGGCAGCUGACCCAGAACGGGGUUACGUGCUAGCUUUUCUCUUGAAACAUGCCUGACUUUCUGCCAAACUAGCUUCUCUUAACAAAGCAUCUCUGCUGCCCUUCCCUCCCCUGUGCCGCCCUUCCCUCCUCUUAAUGCUUCUGCAGCCAGGCCCGUCUAUGCCCAGUCGAGAUGAGUAAGUCCCCUUGUUCCACAGUGCAUCUCUGCCAGAGGCUUUCCUUCCACUAAUGGCAGCUUCUGGCUGACCACUUUGGGUAAAUAGAGAAUGAACUGUCCUAUCCAGUGAGCUUCUGUAGAGACACGAAUACUCCAUCAACAAUACAACAUUUGGUAAUCAUUUGGGUUUUCAAAAGGGAAACUUCAGUGAAGUGCUUGCCCAAAUUCUGAAUAUUUGCUUUCCAAGUAUUUCAAUUUACAACCUUGAAUAUGUUCUAUGGACGUGCUUAUGUUAAGGAUAGCUGUGGGAUGCUUUUUAAGAUAACAUUUUGUUUGAAAGUUUGGUAUGUGCGUUUGGGGUUUUUUGGGGUGGUUUGUUUGUUUUUAUAGGGUAAGGGUGUUUUAGCUGGUUCUUCUCUACCUACUGUGUACAACAGGUUUGCUUUGGGGGGGAGGUAAUGAGAACUACCCAAAUUUGGGAUGCUGAUGAAGCUGAGCUAGUGGAAAUGAAAAUAUCCUGUUGGAAAAGGGAAGUCAUUAUGAGAACAGAAUGUAAGACUGUAAGGAAAAAUACUUGUUUUUCAAGGGUGAUUAACUCUGGUUUGGUGAAAGCAGGCCCCAAGUCCAGAUGAGGCCUCUUCUGACAAGGCUAAUGAAUUACUCGCAUGAACUCCUAGCCUGUAUGUUCUGUUCUUUCAGUGGUGUUGUACUUUGUUGAUGCAAGUUCGGUUUUAGCUUGACUAGUACUAGAUAAGCAGUAGGGGAAACUUUCUUUGUAGAAUGAAAUAGAACUAUUUUUUCUUACCAGCACUGUACAUAAGCAACCUGCUCAAAAUUCUGCUGUGGGGCAUAUCAGAAUCAUAGAAUGGUUUGGGUUGGAAGGGACCUU
Egretta garzetta (little egret) is the source of this 5506-nucleotide messenger RNA. It is a transcript of the gene CHEK2, whose product is annotated as checkpoint kinase 2. Lineage: Eukaryota; Metazoa; Chordata; Aves; Pelecaniformes; Ardeidae. Gene Ontology annotation, molecular function: protein serine/threonine kinase activity; protein binding; ATP binding. The coding region runs from base 382 to 1842 and encodes 486 amino acids. Gene Ontology annotation, biological process: mitotic DNA damage checkpoint signaling; protein phosphorylation. Gene Ontology annotation, cellular component: cytoplasm; nucleus. The record is from RefSeq and is a predicted model, not a curated record. The transcript is spliced from 13 exons.